Molecule: messenger RNA, 2829 nt
Organism: Gadus chalcogrammus (walleye pollock)
Lineage: Eukaryota; Metazoa; Chordata; Actinopteri; Gadiformes; Gadidae
Product: semaphorin-4G-like
Exons: 7
Coding region: 1-1935 (644 amino acids)
Biological process (GO): neural crest cell migration; negative chemotaxis; negative regulation of axon extension involved in axon guidance
Molecular function (GO): semaphorin receptor binding; chemorepellent activity
Source: RefSeq, a predicted model, not a curated record
AUGUCUUGGAGGAAUGUGAAGGCCUCUGCAGUGUGUCGGUUCUCGCUGUCUGAUGUGCAGCAAGCCUUCCAGGGUCCCUACAUGGAGAGCCAGAACUCAGGCUCCAAGUGGACCGAAUACACUGGGAAGGUCCCUCUGCCUCGACCUGGAACCUGUAUGACAGACGAACUGAGGGCCAGGGACAUUGCUCUGUCCACAUCCCUGCCCGACGACGUGCUGGACUUUGUCAGGAGGCACCCUCUGAUGGCCAGACAGGUGCAGCCCCUGGACAGACACCCCCUGGUGUACGGGAGGACCACGGACUACACCCACAUGGCUGUGGACGCCGUCCCGGGCCUAGACGGACAAACCUAUCACGUGUUAUUCAUGGGAACAGACGACGGGCGGCUGCACCGGGCGGUGAGCGUGGACGACCACCUCCACAUCAUCGAGGAGCUGCAGCUGUUUGAGGCUCCGCAGCCCAUCAGCAGUCUGGUCAUCUCACCUGCACAGAUGAGUGUGUACGUGGGCUCUCCGUCGGGCGUGGUGCAGCUGCCCCUCUCCACCUGCCACCGCUACGCCUCCUGCUACGACUGUGUGUUCGCGCGGGACCCUUACUGUGGCUGGAACUCCUCCCAGUGUGUCCCCAUACUGUCACAGGCUGACAGGUCGGCGUUAAUUCAGGACAUCCAGAAGGGAAACAGAGGAUGUGAGAAGACUUCCAGACAAGGACGUCGCGGGACGCUUUCAGAUCUGCCGUUGCCGCGGCGCCGCGCGUUCACCGCCGGCGACGACGUGCUGCUGCAGUGCGAGCUGACCUCCAACCUGGCCACGCCCCUGUGGACGCGGGACGGCACCCGGCUCGCCGGCUACGGCCUGGACUCGGGCAUCCGCAUCGGCACCGACGGCCUGCUCAUCAUCAAGGCGCAGCCCGACCAGCGCGGCCUCUACACCUGCCACGGCCGGGAGAACGGCGUCGUGGUCGCCAUGGUGUCCUACAACGUCACCGUCCGCCUGGACGCCACGCCCCCGCCGCCGCCGCCGCCGCGGCCGAAACUCCGCGCUUGGCUGCCAUUCGACGUCGCCGACGACCCACCGGAGGAGGAGGAGAAGGAACGCAAAGCGGCAGCGGCCCCCGAGGAGAACCACGUCCCCCGUAGCUUCGACCGGGGGGUGCUGGGGGCGGAGUCGCCCCCGCCCGCCGCCGCCGAGGGCCCCCUCCUCCCCCACUCGGAGCUGCUCUCGCCCCGCAACAUGAAGGCCAUGUACCUGUCUCUGAUCACCAUCCUGGGGGGGCUGUGCGUGGUGCUCAGCGUGGUGCUGCUCUACGUGGGCUUCUGCCUGCGCGCGGGCAGCCGGGGCCACUACUCGCUGCGGGCCGCCGCCUCGGUGCACGGCUACGGCAAGAGGAAGGGCGGCAAGGGCGGCGGCCGGCAGCACCGCAACUCCUCGUCCUCCCAGCUGGAGCUGAAGACCGUCUCCAGCCACUGCAACGGGCACGGCGGCGUCCUGCACGGCGGCGGCGGCCUGCACGGAGGCGGCGGCGAGGCCGGGAAGACGCACGAGGGCUACGACGGCCGCGAGGUUGGGCUCCUGCAGAUCGUGCCCGGCGAGGGCCACUCUGUGGCCAACCACGGCGGGGGCCGGGGGGGCCGCCCGCCAGCCGCUCCCCCGCUGCCCUCGCCGUCUUCCUCGUUGUCGUCGCAGCAUCAGCAUCAGCAGCGGCAGCAGCAGACGCCGCCGUCGCCCGAGCACGAGUUGAGCAGCGGGCUGUCGGCCACGCUGCCCAGCGUGCUGCGGCGGAUGAACGGGAACAGCUACGUGCUGCUGCGGCAGAGCGACGCCGAGGCGCCGGUCGCCAACGGCUACGCCUUCAACGACGAGCUCAGCAAGAGGCUGGAGAAGAGGAAACACACGCAGCUGCUGCAGCCGCGGCCCGACGAGAGCUCGGUGUAGCCCGCGGGGGGCCCCCCCCUCUCUGGUGGGAGGACCCAAGUUUUUUUUACCUUGCGUUUCGUUCGUUACCGGCUGCUCUGUUACCAUGUCGUAUGAUUUUUGUCCUUUUUUUGGGGGGGCCGAAUGUUGUUUUUUUUACGAAAAGAUGGACGGUUUCACGUCCACCUUCCUGAUAUUGACGUUUGCUAGGAUCGUGUCUUAAUUCCGAGAUACCCGAUCGAAGGAGCAAAAGGAAAGUGAAACUCAUGGUGGAGUAAAGGAGGAGCGACACCUUGAGCAUGGGGCGGGGAGCGGGGGGCUGGCAGGGUCGUUGUCUACCUCAACUCGGUCCUCCGGUGAAGGCCCUCUGAGCCCGGUUAACAGCCUCUUCCAUGGGGGAGUCACCCAGGGGUCACUCACAGCCCUCUCGGUUGGAGGAGGAGCCCCGCUGGUGGGUAGAAUAUGAGGACCUCUACCGAGGGCCUGGGAUAAGAUAAUAGACCCAUGAUACCGAUGGAGGUAAAAACACAGAUGGGCAGCUAGCCAGUGUUUGUUGGCAUGUGCAAUGGAUAGUGCACGACAAACAGAUGGCUUAUCCAUGAUUAAAAGCCUAUAUUAUGUAAACAUGAAUAAAUCAGCAUUUUUGGUGAAAUGGACAUGACAGGCGAGGGAAUGGUGAAUCAGAGACCGUUUCUCGAUUUUUUUGUACUAACCACAAUAACCAACAAAGAAAGUGCAUUGUGUGUACCAGGGCCAUCCUGGAGGGAAUAUGACAGUAUUAUCGACUUUGGUGCAUUAUAAAAAACUGUUGGCGUGCUUCGGACGAAAAAAGAAGAAGAAAAGAAACGGAUGAGUAACGGUGUGCAACAUAAACCUACGAAGCUCUGGAGGAAGCGCGGGGGGGGGGGGGGGGGG